CUCGUCUCCCCAGUUUUGUCGCUGAGAGGCCUUGCCAAGGCUCUACGGGUUCAUCGGAGAAACAAAAAAGGAAAAAGAUCGACGAAGGGACGACGACAUUGAGCAUUGCCUUUUGGUGUUGGUGUUCGACAGCAACGCCCGCCGCGUGCGACAGCGACGCAGGUGAACAGAGCCAAGCCAAGAAGUCUUGUUUCGCAUUACAAUGAUGUCAGAUCUUUUGCGCGUUGGCCGUGUGUUCUUCAGUUCCGCUGGGCUGGGUGCGAUGUCUGAUCUGCUGCCUGAGGAGCUUUGGCGUGAGCAGAUUCUGCCCUUCCUUGUCGUCUGUGACGUCGUUGCCCUGCGAGCGACCAGCAGGGCCAAGGCGGCUCUGAUCACGGCUGGCCUGCUGCUGCAGCGGAUUGACGCCUGCCUCGAGAGGAAUGAACUGAAUGGCACUGUUGAUGUCGACCGAGUGUGGAGUGCUGGGGAUGCGAAUCAGCUUGGCGGGCUUGUUGGCCUGAUUCUUUCCUACGUCAGGCGGCUUCCGGCAUGCCCAAGACGACUGACGGGCCGACGGGCAAAUGGGAUGACGCACGUCGGCUAUCUACUGCGAUGCCUUUAUGUGCUGGAGCAGGGCGGCAGUAAGUGGCGUGUGAUGGGCAUGAUUGUCCGGCUGGCCGCUAUCUAUCAGCUGACCCCCAAUGGGCUGCCCUUGACCAUGUCGGUUGCUCAUUUGCCGACCCGGUGGGCCUUCCAUCAGAUGCCAGUCAUGAUGUCCGUCUACACGACCAUCCAGCACCAGCUCAGCUACCGAGGGAGCAGCCUGGCCCUGCAGCCGGCAGCAAUCAACAUUGACGGGUCAACAUUCCUAUCGUUGCUGAGAUGGUGCCUCAUGGCCGGCACUGUCGGGCCCUUUGGUGUGAUGCCUCACGGCGAGAUGCCGGCCAGCCACCGCUAUUUAGUGGAAUACAAGAGCGAAGACCCCGUCAUCCGCUGCGGACCGCGGCUCUUCCCCUCCUUCUCGGCAUUUCUGGUGCGGAGCCUCUGCUGCCGGUGGUCGGAUCAGGAGGCAGCGGGUGACAGGGAGGUGCUUACUGCACACAUAGGCGACAGACAUCCCUGCUAUUGGAAGCUUCUCAGGGCCGACGACGUGCCUCAGCAGCUGGGCAUGACUGUGGACCAUCGAUAUGACAAUGGCGACAUUCAUCGGGCACAUCCAGCCGAGUAUCGUGGUGUAGUUGUGAGCGGCUUUCGGCCUGGCGACGCUGUUGCUGCUCGUCUGUCGGUGGGGUUUGGGCGGAUUCAGCUGCAUUCGACCGAGCCGCCCGUUGCUGGCCCGGCUGCAUCGCUGGACGAGGUGCUCGAUGUGCGUUUCCCGGUGUCGAUGCCCAUGUGGCGCAGUGUGUUGAAGCGGUUCGACCUCGAGGAGGACGUCAUCAACAGAGGGAGAGUGCUGGUGUGAAACUGCUGUGAGGGGGCUAGUAGUCUAGUAGGCUAGUAGGUGGUAUAGACCAUGACCAUUACACGGACGACAUGACGGAGGCGUAUGGGUAGAAAAAGGCCGGUACGGGAUUUGUCUGGUGCCAUGUCGGUGCUGUGCUGUGCUGUGCUGUGCUGUUCUGUGUCUGUGUGUGUAGCCAAUCCGUCAAGCGAAUGGGAUAGCGAUAGCUCAUUCGUACGGCUAUGUGUAGACGUGUGUUUGUGAGUGACUCGUUGAUGGGACACCUGGGUGUAGCUGGUGAAGCGUAUGAAGCGUGAGACAAAACCUCACUUUGCAGCGCAC
Messenger RNA from Vitrella brassicaformis, 1762 nucleotides. The record is from the annotation of a GenBank genome assembly. Lineage: Eukaryota; Vitrellaceae.